UCCUCCCUUUUCCACCUUCGUGCAUACACAUUUUAUAAUUUGCAGUUUACAUUCGUAACCUGUUCAUAUCUCGAGUAUGCAAAGCACGACGGCUAGAUAGAGCCGGAUUCGCAGCGCAAAUUAUCGUAAGGUUUCUCCUGUCGUGCUGCCCGUCGCUGCGACUCGGUCGGCCGACCAGCGGAGGUUAGGUUCUCGGAUCGGCGCAAGAAACGUCCAGUCGCAGCAGCCGCACGAGUGCAUAUCUGUUUGUCAGUCGGGAAUUGACUGCAUGGAGAUUUCGCAGAGCACGAGUAUUCUUUGAAGAAUGGAUUCGCCGCCGACUCUGGACACCGUUUACCAAGCUGUGUACUCUUUAUAUAAUAAUACAAAUCCGGCCGAACCAGGAAAAGCGUCAUUAUGGCUAGGGGAAUUGCAGAGAUCGGUGUUCGCAUGGAAGAUAGCUGAUGAAAUGUUACAUCAAAAACGGAACUUAGAGUCUUGUUAUUUUGCGGCACAGACGAUGCGCACCAAGAUACAGCUCUCCUUUCAUGAAUUACCCCAAGAGGCCCACGUUUCUUUAAGAGAUUCCUUGAUGGAACAUAUAUCACAAAUCAAUGAGCAUACCAACUCUGCCAUUGUCACUCAGUUAUGCUUAGCACUAGCGGACCUGGCUCUACAAAUGUCCUCGUGGCAGAAACCAGUAGUGGAUUUAAUUAAUAGGUUUGGAACGAGCACCGCAAACUUGUGGCCACUGCUUGAGAUAAUGACGGUGCUUCCAGAAGAAGUAAACUCGAGAUCACUUAGAUUGGGAGCUAAUCACAGGCAGCAUGUAUUGAAUGAACUUAACGCGAGUGCAAAUACCGUUACCGAGUUUUUGAAAAUGUGCCUAAAGGACGGCGGAGAUAAUGUACAAAUUCGAGUCACUAUUUUGCGGUGUUUUACUAGUUGGAUCACUGUUCAUGCAAUACCGCUCGAAGCUGUACCCACGAGCGACGUGGUUCUUUAUGCCUUGCAAGUCCUUGGCAAUCAUAUGGCUGGUUCACAGCUGCACGAAGCGGCUACCGACUGCAUCUGUAUAAUUUUACAGGCGCUAGGAGAAGAUAGCACUACCAAUCGCGAUAGCGACAACGAAUCGAGCAUGCAAUUGCAUCAAUUGCAAUUGUGUCUUUUCACAAGUGUAAUGAAUUUAGAACAACCAUAUCACUUAUCUGUUGCGCACGAGGACAUGGAAAAGUCCAUAAAUUACUGUCGAAUAUUCACGGAACUCGCUGAAACGUUUCUGGAAACCAUGGUCGCGGGAAGCGAAGAUGGAAAGCAGCAUUACGCUAUAAAGAUUUUAGAUCUUGUCCUUACAUGUGUUGGACAUCAUGAUUAUGAGGUUGCACAAAUCACUUUUAACCUGUGGUACAGGCUAUCAGAAAUCCUUUAUCAAAAAAAUAGCCACGAUCUUAAUGCUGUGUUCCGGCCACACAUUGAAAGAUUGAUCGGUGCCCUCUGCAGGCACUGCCAAAUGGAACCAGAUCACUUGGGUCUCGUGGAGGAAGGAGGCGGGGGAGAGGAAUUUGCUGACUUCCGAAAUCGCGUAUCGGAAUUGAUAAAGGACGUAGUGUUCGUAGUUGGUAGCAGCCACUGUUUCCGACAAAUGUUCUCGUCGUUAACGGGAGGACCUGGGCCGCAAGGUCAGCCUGUACAUACGCCAACUUGGGAUUCAACCGAAGCUGCACUCUUCGUGAUGCAAGCGGUGGCGAAGAACAUUCUGCCGGAGGAGAAUGACGUAGUCCCGAAAGUGGUAGAAGCUAUCCUUAACUUACCGGAAAACACACAUAUAGCCGUACGCUAUACUAGUAUCCUCCUGUUAGGUGAACUAUGUGAAUGGAUAGAUAGACACCCGCAAUCAUUAGAACCAGUGUUAAAUUUCCUCUUAGCGUGUUUAAAUCAAAAGGGUUUAGGAAGUGCUGCCUCAGGUGCACUGUUAAGCAUAUGUACAGCUUGUUCGUUACACAUGGCGUCACAUUUCUCUGGACUUUUGCAAAUAACUCGGUCUCUCGAUAAUUUCGCCAUCAGUAAUGAUGCAGCGAUUGGCCUACUGAAAGGAGUAUCGAUAAUUUUGGCGAGAUUGCCGCACGAGGAAAUCGCCGCGGCAAUGAGAGAACUGUGCUGCUUUCAAGUUAGUUCUCUGUGGAACCUUCUCAUGGAUAAAACUCCAAUCGAGAGAGGAACAAAGACUGAUCCUGUGAUAUGGCUGGAUAGAUUAGCUGCUAUAUUUAAGCAUACUAAUCCUCCAAUUCAUGACUCCAAUAAACCUCAUCCCUGUCAAAGCAUAAUCAGCGAAAUUUGGCCCGUGUUGUCAAACGUAUGCGAAACAUAUCAACAGGAUGUGAGAAUCAUGGAGAGAUGUUGCCGCUGCAUACGCUUCGCAGUGCGUUGCGUGGGUAAACACUCCGCCCAUUUGCUCGAGCCGAUUGUGAAACAGAUCGUACCGUUAUACACGGCGCACCAACAUAGUUGCUUCUUGUACCUUGGCUCGAUACUGGUGGACGAGUACGCGACCGAUUCGGAAUGUGUAUGGAACCUAUUUAAUAUGCUAGACGCUUUUAUUGGUCCCACUUAUGCUCUCCUUCAGCAAGAAGACGGCUUGAAGAACCACCCCGACACGGUAGAUGAUCUGUUCAGGCUAUGUGCGAGGUUUCUACAAAGGGCUCCUAUCGUUGUACUACAUUCUCCUUUUUUUGGGAGUAUCGUAGACUGUGCUAUAACGGCUUGCAGUUUGGAUCACAGAGACGCUAAUAGUUCCGUAAUGAAAUUCUUUUACGAUCUUUUACACUGCGGCCGUAGUUACAAGGAUCGGUCCGAUUACACGAUACGGCGACAAUUCGUACGAAAUAUAUUGUACGAAAAGGGUGAAACAUUAGUCACGAAAUUACUGCACGCUUCGGUAUUCGAGCUGUCGUCUUACAUGCUGUCCGAUGUGGCGGAUGUCAUUAUAGAACUUACCCGAAGUGACGAAGAACUCAAAUUGGCUCAAAUGUCGAACUGGUUGGAACACGCCAUCAAAACGAUGCCAUUGCAAAACGCGAGCGGAGCUCCUACGGCUACGCCCGAACAGUUGUUCGAAUUUCACGAUACGAUUACGAGGUCAGAGACGCCAAAGACUGUGACACAUGCUCUGCGAAAUUUUGCACGCCUGUAUCGCUGAUGCGUUUUAGCAUAUAUACGUAUUCUGUUACAUUUCCCAAAAAGUACACAUCGCGACUAUUUCCCAGAGAAAUUUGGCAAUGCCACCAAGUAUAAAAGCCUCCAGAAGAAGAUUCCAGGAUCCUUUACGUAUUCACUAUCUGGACUUCACUUAUGUUCAUACAAUGUAUUAACGCGUGCUCAUCGCACUUGGAUAGGCCUUACUUUUGCAAGAAUCUAAAAAUUCUUUAUAUUUAUUUAUAUAUUUAUUUUUAACAGUUUUUUAAUAAUAAAUUUUAAUGUACAUCUUCCAUUUUUAUUAAAAUAAUUCUUUAAGUAAUAAAUAAGACGUAAUUACCGUCGUAAGAAAUGUUUAUAUUGUACCUAUUGCUAGGUAUAAACAUUUAAAGAUAGCUGUACAUAAGGAGAACGUUUUUAAAUUUGUUAUAUUAAUGAAGUACUUUGAACAAUUUGAUACAGAAUAUACAAACCUUGUAGCACGUCACGAGUAGUGAAUACGCAAAGAUCAUGAAAUCGAUACAUACACCUAUUUUAUUUAUCCUAUUUUAUUUAUGAAUCAUUUAAAUUAUACUGAGUCGUUGUAUUUAUGCGUGAAGCAUUCUGUUAUUCAUCCGCAAAAUUUUAUGGUUUUUCUAAUUCUUCGACUACUGCUUCAACAUAAUUUCACUUACUCAGUAUAAAACAAAUUGAAUCGAAUUUCUCGAGAAACUGAUGCAAUUAAUAACGUUCGUUCAACUGAUAACAUGUGGAGCACACUUACUUGAGAAUAUAAAAACUAAGAGAAAAAAAAGUUUUAUUUCAAUACUUGAAAAUAUUAAACUAAAAACUAUGGACAAUGCACCUGAGAAUAACGUAACUUUUGGAUUAUAUGCAGGAAUUUUAGUUACGAAAGAAAUGCGAAAGAUGGUAACGUUCAACAUUCAUUCGUUGUUGUUUAUUUAAUAUUGCAAGAUUUACAUUAAAAAAAAUUGACCGACAAUUACUCGCGCACCAAUUUGCAUCUCUUAAAUAUCAUAACAAAGAGAAUCUUUAUAAUUGUAUCAGUCUAUAUACGUGAAUGCAAUUAUUCGCAUUACAUUCGUAGGAAAUUUCAGAAAUGUAUACAAAUUUUUCCAUAUUUGCAUAUAUAUAAGGUAUAUCUCCAUAAUAUGUAUCUUAAGUAUAUUUUAAUGACUGUACAAUAUAAAACACCACAUGAGUAGUAAAACAUUUAACUGUGUUACUGCAUUAUGUACGUGGACGGAUGUUAAUUAUACUACCGUUUAAUUGUACAAGUACAGAGAUAAUCGUUAUCGUCUAGUUUCACGCUAAAUUCUAACAUUAAGUGUACAGAGACAGUUUACGUACGGCGAGUAUGAGAUGUGCCGCUUUCUCUUUGUGGAGUGUUAAUGUACAGAGCAGGAUAAUAGUGCGGGUUAAAGAUAAGGAAUCAUGGAAAACGAAAUGUGUACGAGAAGAUGUUUGUAACGUAUUACUAUGUACGAUAUGAUGCAUUCUUGUCGAAGCUUGUUCAAUCUCGACAGUAUUCCUAUCGAGUACCGUUCGAUGUAGCAUUUACGCUGAGCGUUGAUCGUCAUUUUGUCUCAUAGUAAUGGUAAACCCUUCACCGGAAUCUCGAAUAAAGUGAUAUUUUUUACCGAA
Messenger RNA from Ooceraea biroi (clonal raider ant), 4815 nucleotides. RefSeq names its product transportin 3 (gene Tnpo-SR). NCBI's taxonomy places the organism in Eukaryota, Metazoa, Arthropoda, Insecta, Hymenoptera, Formicidae. Gene Ontology annotation, molecular function: small GTPase binding. The record is from RefSeq and is a predicted model, not a curated record. Gene Ontology annotation, biological process: protein import into nucleus. Gene Ontology annotation, cellular component: cytoplasm.